Molecule: messenger RNA, 675 nt
Organism: Cylicocyclus nassatus
Lineage: Eukaryota; Metazoa; Nematoda; Chromadorea; Rhabditida; Strongylidae
Source: the annotation of a GenBank genome assembly
AUGAACUUAGAAGAAGCAUCUGGUGCAAAGAAGCGUUACUCCAACAGCGGAGUGAACGAAGUAACGAGAUUGUUGGGUGCGCAUGAGAUGUCCGCAUAUGCUAUUGCACUAAAGCAUGCGCACAUAUCACUCCAAGCAGCAAAGUCGAGAAAAGGUAACGGUUGCUCCUGCGGUUUCCCAUCCACAGGAUGCUUAGCUUAUCGUUUUUAUCAUGGUCCUGAAAGUAACAAAAUCUUUGAAAUUUUCCAGUGCUCGACAUCGGGACUAGUAGCGGAAAUAGUUACCAAGAAUCUCACAGAAACCGAAAAGGAAGGGGAAGAUGUUUCAAUUCGUAUUCGCGGUGGAGAGAAGGGAUAUAGAGUAUACUCUAAAUGGGAAAAAUAUACAUUCCUUCCCAAUUGUUUACACCAUUGCCCAAGAGUGAAUCAUACUGCCUGUACAAACAGAGAGGCAUACUAUCAUAAGAGAGUGCUAUGGAACGGUGAACUGCUCAUAAUUAAUUCACAAAUAAACGAUUCUGGCAUUUAUUACGUUGGAAGGAUGAGCCAACUGAGCCCAUGUCGUCGCGGUGUCAUACUCCUUGUGAGCCCGAGGCACUGGUAUAACUUCCUUAGCGGUUUCUUCACUAUCUGGGAAACAAUAUACGAUUUUUUCAAUGGUGAUGAUGACGAAUAG